Messenger RNA from Anopheles bellator, 2260 nucleotides. RefSeq lists its product as uncharacterized. The transcript is spliced from 2 exons. The record is from RefSeq and is a predicted model, not a curated record. Bases 157 to 915 code for a protein of 252 amino acids. Lineage: Eukaryota; Metazoa; Arthropoda; Insecta; Diptera; Culicidae.
ACCAACACCAGGACGUAGAGUAUUGCGCAUGUUGCGAGCUAAUUACUAAACACACCCAUUUUUGUGUUCCUUCAACGACCGCUUCAAACUAUUAAUGAAUUAGUCAGAUCUUAAAGUUGAGUGUUUCUUGGAACUUUUUACAAAGUGUGUGGAAAAAUGAAUCAGCAUAAAAGUGAAAAACAGCUUGCAUAUUUGUACCCGCUUAUUGCAACGUUGUCUUUCAUAUGUUGCAUAUCAACAACUGUGGCCUGGCAGCAUUGGCAAUAUGUUCUGGACACCUGCAUCGAGAGGAAUUGUGGUUGCAUUUUGCAUGGCCGAUCCACUCCAACUUACUUUACCGGCGGUCACGUAGCCUACUGCCACUGGGCAUCAUAUGGGCUGGUGCUGCCCAUAAUUUUCUGCUUCAUCUUUGGUAUAUUUCAUGUGUCGCGUGUGUUUUUCGGUGGCCAUAGACGACGCCCUGGAACCGCAACAGUGCGGCAAAGAUCGGGCGAUAUAAUAGUGAUGACCACCAAAGCCGACGUGGAAGAGGAAGACAUUAACCCUUACUAUUGGGUCCCCGCAAGUGUUAUCGGUAGCCUUAUGGCCGUGUUGACACUGGUGCAUGCCGCAAUGUAUUUAGAUGGGUUUCUCAAUACCUGCAAACAGCAACGCUACGAACUUAUCAAAUACAUUCAUGCCAAUGGUAGCCUAGUGCCGAUUAUACAAAGUCGCAUAUCAUGCUCAUCGGUGUUAGACUUUAUGGACUAUCUUCAUUUGGACGUGUCGUUCGAUAGACGACGCGAGGGACGUAUCAACACAGCCGCUGCAUUGAUCAUUGGUUUAAUUUGCUCCUGGACCUGCAUAGCACUGUGGAUUUGGACUGUAGUCAUCAAUGCCAAACGAGCAACUACAAGUAGAAAAUUGCGUAUCUAACGCAAUCUACAAAAUAAUCUAUAAUUCAAUUCUCGAGAAACAGUGCAAAUAGUUGGUUUGAAGUAUUUGAUCUGCCAACUAUUAAUAGAGUGCCUUUCUAUGAUCAAAUGAACUCGAUUUUGAUAGUGUCACAUUUCAGCCAUCCCCAAUUUUAACAUUUGAUCUUUCUUUUCGUAUUCGUUCAUAUUCAUAAUAAUUAUAAUGAUAAAGAGGCGCUGAACAUUGUUUACGAAAUACAGUAUGCUUGGCUAUGUUCUUUAUGCGAACUACUUGUCUGAAAACCCUGUUUAAGGGCAGUUGCGAACACAUUAUUGACAUUGCGGAAAUUAAGAGUUAGAAUGAUAUAUUCAAUAUCAGACGGAAGACGGGGCCGUGGAAGAUACAGAAAAGCCACGAUGUUGAACCAACUCUCCCCAGGAACCGUUUUACAUGCAUCAUCACCAUCAUCAUCAUCACUUGGUUCAGCGCAACAACGGAUGUGCCGGUAGCGUCGGUGGAAGAUUCAGCCGUUUGACCCGGAGGUGUUUUGUAUAUAGCUGCGACCACUUGACUUCGCUAGCGUGGAACAGUCAGUGACCACCGUUACGAGUCUGUUGGAAAGAGCCUACGACGAGAUCGUGCCAUCCAGUCAGGGCAGCCGUGCCGUCUACUGUAGGGCGGAAGAAAUCGCUGAGAUGCGCACCACCUGUAGCGCCACACGCCGGACAGGAGACCCCAGGACGGACUCUACGACGGACAGGAGACCCCAGGGAUCGUGCUUGCCGAGUUGUUCCCGCCCGACAGCCUCCAGUGGGGUAGCCGGAACCAGUGCACCAACCCGACUAAUUUCCAUUUUCAACGACCUUAGCCCCCGAAAGGCCCCUGGACCUGGUGGCAUCUCCAAUGCAUUCAAGAUAGUUGCGCUGCGAUUGUACUCAACCAUGUUUUGCAGCCUCCAAAGGAGAACGCUUCGAGACGGCACCUCCCCGAGCGAGUGGAAGCGGCAGAGGCUGGUGCUAAUCCUGCAGCCCGGGAGACUGUAGGAGCUGGCGCCUUAACAAUGUGUCAUGUGUAAGCUGAACUGGGCAAGGUCUACGAGCGCAUCCUAUUCUACUGCCUGCUUCCUAGACUUCCACAGGCAAAUUUCUAAGCAAUUUCGGCUUCCUCAAGCAGCGAUCCACCUGUGGCAACAUUUCUGGGAACGCGGGUAAUCAGAAGACAAUGUGGGCGAGAGGGCAAGGAUAACGCUGGCGAAUGGUGGUCGUCCCCACGCACAGCACAUAACCUGGCGAGCGAAAUGCUGCAGAGCUUGGAAAAGAAUGCUUUCCCCCGGGCAGUUAAUCAAAAACAGUAUAUAUACAAUAAA